This is a messenger RNA of Thunnus maccoyii (southern bluefin tuna), 3858 nucleotides long. Its product is annotated as zinc finger protein 239-like. The coding region runs from base 171 to 1808 and encodes 545 amino acids. The record is from RefSeq and is a predicted model, not a curated record. NCBI's taxonomy places the organism in Eukaryota, Metazoa, Chordata, Actinopteri, Scombriformes, Scombridae. The transcript is spliced from 5 exons.
AGUCUCGUUGGUUCGCUGUGUUCUUUUUAAUUGUGUUGUUCCGUUAACAGAUGAGUCUAUUUCUCAGCUUUUAAGCAUCAGGACUGCAGGAAGAAGAAGAAGAAGAACAGUCCAUCAGUCAGAGAGGAGACCUGCUGGAUUUCACAGACCAGGACCACUACAAGAUCAGAAUGGAGGAGAACCAGAACCCGGAGAACCACGGCGACAACCCUGUUAAAAGAGAAGAACCAGGUUCACCCUCUGCUACCACCGAUAAACAGGGGACAGAAAACUCUGGUUCACAGUCCAACAACAUAGCAGACGGCGGUAAUUCACCUCCACGCUGGUCCCUAAACGACAUAAAACAGGAAAAAGAAGAAGAGUCCAUCAGUCAGAGAGGAGACCUGCUGGAUUUCACAGACCAGGACCACUACAAGAUCAGAAUAGAGGAGAACCAGAACCCGGAGAACCACACCAACAACCCUGUUAAAAGAGAAGAACCAGGUUCACCCUCUGCUACCACCGAUAAACAGGGGACAGAAAACUCCAACAACAUAGACGGUAGUAAUUCACCUCCACGCUGGGUGCUACCCGACAUAAAACAGGAAAAAGAAGAAGAAGAACAAUCCAUCAGUCAGAGAGGAGACCUGCUGGACUUCACCAACCGCAACCACUGCAAGAGCAGAACGGAGGAGAACCAGAACCCGGAGAACCAGAACCCGGAGAACCACACCGACAACCCGGUUAAAGGGGAAGAAGCAGGUUCACCCUCUGCUGCCACCGAUAAACAGACACAAACAGGAAGAAAGGGACUCAAACAUCACCACUGUCAGCACUGUGACAAAGCCUUCCCGACAUCAACAUAUUUAAAGAUUCAUGAGAGAACUCACACUGGAGAGAAACCAUACAGCUGUGACCAGUGUGGGAAAACGUUUGCCAGAGGUGAUAAUCUAAAAAUGCACCAACGUGUUCACACUGGAGAGAAACCAUACAGCUGUGACCAAUGCGGGAAAACUUUGACUAGAGACAGUCAUCUAAAAAUGCAUCAACGUAUUCACACUGGAGAGAAACCGUAUAGCUGUGACCAAUGUGGGAAAUCUUUCACCCUUCUUGGUAAUCUACAAAUACACCGACGCAUUCACACUGGAGAAAAGAUGUACAGCUGUGACCAAUGUGGGAAAGCCUUUACCACAAACAGCGCUCUACAAAUCCACCAACGCAUUCACACUGGAGAGAAGCCGUACAGCUGCGACCAAUGUGGGAAAACUUUCACAACAGAUAGUGGUCUAAAAAAACACCAGAACAUUCAUACUGGAGAGAAGCUGUACAGUUGUGACCAAUGUGGGAAAGCGUUCACUGCAGACAGUACUUUAAAAACCCAUCAACGUAUACACACUGGAGAGAAGCCUUACCAGUGUGAGCAAUGUGGAAAAACUUUUGCUCAUGGGAAUUCCUUAAUAACUCACCAACGCAUUCACACUGGACAGAAACCGUACAACUGUGAACAGUGUGGGAAAACGUUCACUAGAGACACUUAUCGAAAGAGCCACCAACGCAUACAUACAGGAGAGAAACCAUACAGUUGUGACCAGUGUGGGAAAGCUUUUGCUCACAAGAACUCCCUAAAAUUCCACAAAGACAUUCAUACUGGAGAAAAACCAUACAGUUGUAAACAGUGUGGGAAAACGUUCAGUAGAGACAGCCAUCUAAAAAGCCACCAACGCAUUCAUACUGGAGAGAAACCAUACUGGUGUGAGCAAUGUGGGAAAACUUUUGCUCACGGGAGUUCCCUAAAAAGCCACCAACGCAGUCACUCAGCAUCAUGUUGAACAUGUUUUAGAGGAAGGUUAGUGUCAACCCCGCCUCCUCUCAAUGCCUUAAUAACAGUGUUGUUCUAUGCUGAGCUUCGUUACAAACUGAGGGCUAUGAACAAUAACUUUUGAAUCAGCAUUUAUGGCAUUAGCUGCACAUGUGACCAAAUUGUAAACUCAGUGAUUGGCUGUUUCUACAGAAAUGCACUUUGGGAGUCUAACUUCUACCCUUAAAGUUCUUUUAUUUUUCAUUUUUGUGUUUCAUGUCGAUCCAAGUUGUAGAAGUGUUCAAACUGAAUCAUGUAACAUUGACUACGGGGAAAACAGGACUUUUACUUCUGGAACCAGAGGCAUCAGAAAUAGCUCCUCCCACCUGGCAACUCUUUAGUGCUAAUUUAGUAGCUAGCUAAUUUUAGGUAUUUAGCCUAGUUUUAUAGAUUCUUAAUAAAAUUAGUUCAAAUUGAACUCAAUUUGUUUCUGAAGGGCCAUUGGUUUUGCAGCAUAAGGUGUAACAUAAAAGGCUGUUGAUUGAGUAAAAAUUGAUUGUUAAUGUAAAUAACAAAUGUACAAGUUUACAAAACUAAGGAUACGGGAAGAAAAACCCUGUUUUCAGGCUCACCUGUGUGAAUUAUAUAAUUUCCUAUAUUUAUGUGUCAUACAUGGUAAUAAACUUAAUAUCUUUGGGUGCCUUGAACUGUUGAUCAGACAAAAGAAGAUAAUGUCAUCAUGAGCUCUCAGAUAAUAUAACAGUCCCGAACUCUAGACUUGUUUGACAAAUGUCAUUAAGCCUACUGGACGUCACGGACAUGUUGGUGCUGUAAUCAACCUAACAUUAAGUAAUGUUCACUAAACCAAACGUCAGAAAACAUUCACCUGACCUAAGGUCAGGCAACAUUCAGUUAACCUAACAUUCACCUAACGUUAGAUAACGUUCACUUAACCUAAUGUCAGGUAACAUUCACCUAAUCAAAUGUCAGGUAACCUAUUGGCUGAGGUGACUUUUGAAAUGCUCUUGUAUGAGUACAAAUCUUAUUCUCCAUCACAUAUCUAAGGGAUAAGGCCUGACAAGGUGUUCAUUAUCAGGAAUUAAUGGAUUAAUGGACGAUGGUUCUGGCCUCCCUGUCGCCUAUUAAUUCUUGAUUAUGUACACCUCAAAGGACAUUAUCCCAAGUAUACCAUGGUCACUUGCCAAAGAAAAAAAUUUAGACCAUUAACUUAUAUUUUCAUGCGAUUUUCAAUCAAAAUCUAAAGUUUUUCACAAGCCAUAACUCAGUUUCCCUGGUAACACCUGAGGGUUUGACUAAUGCCUGGAUUAAUUAUUACCAUCCCAAAAGGUUUUUAUGCAAUGGAAACACUUGUUUUCUACUCCAGUCAAUGGGAAGAACCUCAGAUACGACGUGGCAGUGGGAGAUAUUCAGUCAAUGACAUUGCGUAUGGGUGAUAAACAGUAAAUAUAAUUUGACACUCAAACAACAAGACUAGCUAGCUAUCUAGCCAUGUCAUUGUCAACAAAUCAAUGUCAAGAUUUUCAUGAGCAAAUGAUAGGCCAUGUGUACUGUUGGCUGCAGUGUGAAGUAGCGAGUUGAACAGCAAGUAGGAUGUGAGAUGAUCGCUAAUGUGAUUCAAGGUAUCAGUAAGUGCAGAGGGGCAGUGUACUUCUUGCAUCUUGUGUGUUACAUUCACCAUCCAGUGGUGUUCAGAGGAUGAAGCACUGAAGGUAAUUCUCCUGGUGUUAACUCUUUGUGCCGUUUCUCCCUUUUCUUUUCAAUUUCUCUUUAUUCAGCUGAAUCCCAGUCAUCAAAGUUGUCAUAUUCUCCAAAUAGACUAAAAGAAGUGUUUAAAUCACUCAUUGUUGUAAUUAGAUGUUAGCUUAUUAACAUGUUGCAAUAAAUUGUAAACGGAGGCUUUGACUGUGUCCCUGUUGCUACGGUUACUCAUUUAGUCAGUGCAUUGAUUUAGAAUGGUGAACAGACAGUUUCACUGGAACUAGAGAGCCCAGUGUUUGUAUUUGUAUCUGUAUUUGUUGAGGCAGCAAAAUUAUUUGUAUUUGUAUUUGAAUAAAAGUGGA